Molecule: messenger RNA, 714 nt
Organism: Enhydra lutris kenyoni (northern sea otter)
Lineage: Eukaryota; Metazoa; Chordata; Mammalia; Carnivora; Mustelidae
Product: NKG2-A/NKG2-B type II integral membrane protein-like
Exons: 6
Coding region: 1-714 (237 amino acids)
Biological process (GO): positive regulation of natural killer cell mediated cytotoxicity; stimulatory C-type lectin receptor signaling pathway
Source: RefSeq, a predicted model, not a curated record
AUGAAUAACCAAGGAGUUACUUAUGCAGAACUCAGUCAAGUUAAGGGUUCAAAAAGACAGCAAGUGAAAACUAAGGGCACUAAAAGUCCCAUUUCGGAAACUGAGCAGGAAAUAACAUAUGCAGAAUUAACUCUUCAAGAUGCUUCACAUCUUCAAAAUGCUUCUCAGGAUCCUCAAAGGAACAGCAAGAACUCCCACUGCAAAGGGAAGCUCGUUGCUGGGAUCCUGGGGAUCAUUUGCCUUGUCUUAAUGUCCACUGUGGUCACAAUAGCUGUUAUUCUUGUUACUGAAGGACCGAAACAGAACAAAACAUCCCUGGAAACUAGGAUCCAGAAAGCAUAUUACUGUGGUCAUUGUCCAAAAGAGUGGAUGACAUAUUCCAACAAUUGCUAUUACAUUAGCACUGAAAGAAAAUCAUGGAGUGAGAGUUUGUCGGCCUGCGCUUCGAAGAAGUCUACCCUAUUCUCCAUAGAGGAUGAAGAAGAAUUGCAUUUGUUAGGCCUCUUAAUUUCUUCUUCAUGGCUUGGAGUCUCCCAGACAAGCAAUAAUAAUCCAUCUGUGCAGCUGAAACCCUCAACUUUCUCUUCCAAAACGUUGGCAGUAUCAUCAGAGAGUGACCGGGCUUGUCCAUAUUUCAAUUUUGGACUGGAGAAAGUUUUUUUUACAUCUUGUUUAGAAAUUAAAACAUACAUUUGUAAGCACCAGGCAUUUUAG